Messenger RNA from Paramecium octaurelia, 384 nucleotides. The record is from the annotation of a GenBank genome assembly. NCBI's taxonomy places the organism in Eukaryota, Ciliophora, Oligohymenophorea, Peniculida, Parameciidae.
GCGCAGUAUCAUUUUGUUAUUUUCUUCGUUUAUAAGAGUCAGUAAAAAAGUACUAUGAGAACCUGUCAUUGGUUUGUUCCUUCAUAAUUGAUUAUUUCAACGAAGUACGACUUAUAAAUAUUGUAUAUAAGAUACGGAACAUCUUUUUCAAUUAUUUCAAAUAACUUUUCGUUUUGGAUAUAUUCAUUAUAAUCCAUACAUGAAUUGAUAACUUAGGUUUUAAUGGUCUAGAAUGAACUAAAACUGAGAGAACUCUGAUCGAUGUCUAUAUUGUUCAAAAUAUUGAAAAUCUCUAGGAGUUCCUUCUUAAUGAACUCAUCCAAAUAAGAGUAGUAGAGCAGUUAUUAUUUUUUAAGGAAUGACAAUUAUUGAGUUUGAUCUUGG